Aedes aegypti (yellow fever mosquito) is the source of this 2401-nucleotide messenger RNA. Its product is annotated as F-box/LRR-repeat protein 20. The coding region runs from base 148 to 921 and encodes 257 amino acids. The transcript is spliced from 3 exons. The record is from RefSeq and is a predicted model, not a curated record. Gene Ontology annotation, molecular function: protein binding. Lineage: Eukaryota; Metazoa; Arthropoda; Insecta; Diptera; Culicidae. Gene Ontology annotation, cellular component: SCF ubiquitin ligase complex. Gene Ontology annotation, biological process: SCF-dependent proteasomal ubiquitin-dependent protein catabolic process.
AUCAAGAAAAUUUGUUUACAAACAACGCAAUCAUUCGAUCAAAAUCCCUUCAAAAAAAGUUAUCAGCUCAUAAAAUACUAAAAAAUGAGUUUUGUUCAAUAAAACGUAAAUUUUAUAUCCAAAAUCCCAUCGAAAUCGAUAGAAAACAUGACCGAGCUCAUUUGUGAUAGUCGACUGAAAAAGCAACCGUCAUCGCUAUACAAUACGUGCAUCCGAUACGUAGCUCGCAAUUUAAGAAAAUACAAGCACAUCGAGUAUCUGGAAGUGAUACCACCGUUAAUCAAGAAUGCCCUGAUCCUCAACGUGACUCGCGUCCAGCGAGGAUUUCACGAUGACGAACUGCUGGAAAUGCUGCUGAACGGAACGCUCACGCGGAUCAACUUUUCCAGUUCGACCAUAACCGACAGGACAUUGCUUUCGCUGGCCGAAAAGUGUCCCAACCUUAAAAGCCUUACACUGACCCAGGGAGAUUACCGAUUCAGCCGCCGAGGACUGGAGGCAAUUGUCCGGCAGCUCCAACAUCUGCAGCAGCUGUCCGUCCGGAAUUGCUCCCUGGUGGACGACGAGCUGGUGGCAUUGCUGGCACAAAACUGUCCCAGGCUGGAUCUGAUGGACUUCGAGUGCUGCCCGAAUGUGACCGACCGGUCGGCCGAUUCGAUCAAGCGACUCAAACUGACCAAAUUGAACCUUUCGAGGACGCGGAUUUCCGACCAAUUCCUGAUGGCAAUUGCAAAUGAGCAGUGCGGUUGCUCUUUGGAGGACCUCAACGUUGGCCACUGCAAUAUUACGGGCGCCGGGUUGGGCAAGCUGCCUUGGGAUACUAUAAAGUAUAUUGGAUUCGAGGGAUGCGAGAUUAACGAUCUUGACUUCAUUGGGACGAACAAAAACCUCAAGUACAUCCAAUGGACGAUAUCCAACUGAUGGAUAUUUCGCCACGCACAGUGGACAUGCAAUAUUUAACUAUCGAGUAAGUUUGAGAAAUCUAUAUUUCCUUGUAAGUCCGCACAUUUGUAAGGAUCGGACGAUUCUUCACACUCAGAGACACUAUUUUAUCCAAUUAACGAUAAUUCAUCAACCAGGAAUGCACCCAAAUGAAGGAACCUUAAAAGCAAUUACUAUUUGUCCCAUAUACUAUGUAUCGUAUUUAUAUCGAUAGAUUUUAGUGUGAUUCACGUUUACUCCUGUAAUAGAAAACUAUUUAAUAAAUUUACGACUAAGACAAGUAAUAGCACAUAACUACAUUAGCACUAUUUAUCAAAGAUGAGUUAUAUGAAAUACUAAUCUAAAUUAAAUCAUCGAAUGCUCUGAACGACUUUUAAACAAAUUGCCUAGUUGUAACAUGGAACAAAAUUCAAAUUUCAAUCAUUGCCAUUAUUCAUUCAACGCUAUUAAAACGUUUUGGAGGACCAAUUUCCAAAUUUCUUCUCACUUCUGAAACUCUAUCCUAAUUUCAGUUUUAGAAUUUUUCUUUGUGAUUAUUAAACGUCGUCUGCGUAUUCAAUUUAGAUAAAACAUUAGGAAUCCCAUAAAAUCACGUGUUGCCCUUCGAGAUAGCGUUCGAUUGCGCUAGAUGACUACCUAAGAAUAACCAAAAGUACACAGCAAGAUAGCCGAAACAAAUUCAAACGAUGUCUUAUAAACAGAGUAAACUAAAAAGCACACAAAACCACACGACACAAUACAGUCACGGACCAUUCACACGUUGCGCUUUUAAUUGCGGACGCGAGACAAACUCUUAGCUAGAGAAAGCAUGUAAUGUUUAGUGAACUAGAAUGUAGGUCACGAGAAAAAUAAUCAAAUAUUUAAAUUCAAUUUCAAACAAAAUUAAAAGUCUACACAAGGUGAUAGUUUUAGACAUAAUAAUCGCUAAAGGGAUGGAUUGUUGAUCAAAUCAAAAUACCCAGCCUCUAUUGUAGGGAAAUACGACACAGACUAAAAAAGCGAUGCAGCAAUAUUAAUCCAUAAACUACGGUAAUCUAAUGCAUCCUUCCUCAUAACUGUAACUGUCCUUUCUCUGUCUACUAAUCGUGUGUCCUACGAUGACCAUUAAUAACAACCUAUCUAUGACUGUGCGUAGACGUACUAGAGCGUUUCGAAUCUAUCUAAUAGGUAUAGUAAUUUACAAAACUACACAGAACACGUCUGAAUAACGGACAAAGAACAAGGAAAUUGUAACACCACAACCGCAAUGGAUUUUUAGCGAAUAGGCGCCGCUUCUAGAUCGAAACUAUUAAUCAAAAAUCUGAAGGUUUGGAUCAGUGAAGGGGGUUUGACAGAAUGGGAUUUGCCCAGGAUCGGCGAAUUCACCUUUGCAUAAGAAAACCCUAAGGCUUGGCAAAUUUUCAGUAUUAGCGUUUAAUUAAAGUGUUUGAAUGUUAUUUUAACCUGAUUGCAAAAGAAA